CUGGGAACCCCCAGACAUGACGUCCUUCUAAGGGCCGGGGCUGUCGUGGGCCAGUGGUCGAACCUGGGAACCCCCGGGACCCGCCGUCCUUCUAAGAGCCAGUACCGGGUGGACCAGGGGUUCGGGAUCCGUAGACCUUGGCUGGGUUGGGUCAGAUAGCCUCCCCCUAGGUGCCCUUAGCCGGAGGAACGUGAGUGUAGUCCCAGUGGUUAGGACACGCGAGCCCGGAGGCUGUACCUCCCUAAGUAUCGGGUAGAGGGGCCGCUACCCCUCUGUGUUAGGGAGCGUGUUUCUCACACGUAUCGCUAAUAAACGUGUUGCCUCAAGCGCUCCGUCUCCAGGCUCCUUGGACCCACUACACACGAAAGGGCACCUGCAACCAUAUUUGUAUGCGGGAGGGUCGUGGGUCCUCCGCUGGCCUGGACCACAUGGCGCUGUGACUGAGCACCCGCCCUCAGAAAGGAGCCACAUUUCCGCCUGAAAAUUUUGAUCUGAAAAACCAUGUACAAAGGGUCCCAUCUCAAGUACAGACGAAUAAACAACGCAUAUGUAGGUAACCGCCAUUACAGGAUGAUGAAGCUACGCCUCCCGGUCCUGUUCCUCUCGCUGCUGCUCAGCGUCUUCUUGCUGCUGAGCGUCGAGUACAAGUACAGCUGGACGGGCUCCCUCGUUCGCGUCCUCGACGUGCUCGGCAACUCGUCCGUCUUCAGGCCAAAGUCGGGGUCUGCUUCCGAUAAGAUCAACCACGUGACGCUGUGCGGCCAACGGGGAGCGCUGCAGAACACGUCGAUCAUGCGCGUGCGCGACACCAAGAUAUUCCUGGUGUCGGCGUACCACGACCAGCGCGAGGCCGGUCAGAGCACACGCAUCAUCGGCAUCGCCAACCGGUACGAGCCGGACAUGCUCUCCUGCCACUUCUGCUGCCGGGGACACUCGGAGAUCCUGACGGUCACCGCCAGCACCUACAUCCACUCGGAUCACUUUGACUUCCCGUACGGCACGGCCGAUUUCCUGUGCAUGGAGCCGCUGGACUGCGAGCCGGGACACGUGUCCGUCCAGCGCAUGCGCACAAUACCGGACGAGGAAGAGGCCGAGUGGGUCUUCAUGCCCGUGCGAAAUCGGCUCUACAUGCCCCCCACCUUCACGCAGGAAUUCAGCGUCUGCAUCUCCACACUCUUCGGUAACUACAGCAACGUCCUGCAGUUCGUGCAGGCGAUCGAAAUGUACCGCAUCUUGGGUGCCGGCCGCGUGACGGUGUACAACACAAGCUGCAGCUCUGAGCUGAACAAAGUGCUCCUCUACUAUGUCAAGACCGGCCUCGUCGAGGUCGUCCAGUGGCCCAUCACGGACUACGUGCAGGUGUCCAAAGGGUGGCACUACCCCGAGCACCCGGGCGAGCUGCACUACUACGGCCAGAUAGCGGCGCUCAAUGACUGUGUGUAUCGGCACAUGUACAGCACGCGCUACCUGGUCCUCACGGACAUCGACGAAGUGAUCAUGCCUUUGAAGCACACAAACUGGAAGGACCUCAUACAGUACUUGAACGACAAGUACGGAGCCGACAUUUACAUGUUCGAAAACCACGUGUUUCCCUACACGGUGUCGGAAGAGUUUGGGUCGAAGUUCCAGGCGUGGAACGCCAUCCCGGGCGUCAACAUCAUGCGCCACAUCAGACGGGAGCCGAACCAGCCGGAGGUCUUCAACCCGACCAAGAUGAUCCUGAACCCGCGCGCGGUGCUGCAGACGUCGGUGCACAGUACGCUCAACGCGCUGGGCAUCUCGGAGACGGUGCCCGGAGACACCGCAAUCAUGCACCACUACCGAUCGCCCGAGCAGCCCGACCUGCCGCUCGACUCGCUGGUCGUGGACCUCACGCUGUGGAGAUACAAUGCCACUCUGAUCAGGAACGUCAACAAGGUCCUCAACAGGGUCUUCUGGAAUGAGUAGGAACAACGGGCGGCGGUGGCGGCGGCGUUGAUUGCCGUGUUGCGUUUUUUGCGGUCUUGCAAUUUAAGUUAAACACUGGUGUUUGUGAGUUUCCGGUUUGCGAAUGUGGUCAAUGUAUGGGACAUAUUUAAUUGCUAAUCUUAUGAUUGUGUUUACAGUUAAAAUUUGUUAUCUUAAAUUUUUUCUGCAUUUUAAUCCACCAGGGCAAAAUAGGGUUUGUAUUGGUAGGUUUUAUGGAAGCUAGGGAAGUUAACGGUGGUUCCAGGUUUAUUUUAAACCAAUCCUAAUUAUUUUUUAUUGCUUUUGGGAGUACGACUUUGACAUGUUUUCAGGUUAAAACAUUAAAAAUGUGGCACAAAUUGAUUUAAAUAAAUGUUCAGUGUGUAUGUGCUACCAGUCUCUAAUGAGCUUAUUGUUUUCAUGACUCGUGUCCACGGAGGAUAGUCAAAUCCCAGCGGAUGGUGUCAGGAUUUUAAAAAGUAAAUCCUGUGGUGAUAAACAAAAAAUGUAAAUACGAUUUUAAACUUUGAAUGAGGGAUAAUUUGAAUGACGGGUGUGUUUUGGGCCAAAUGAGCUAGUAAAGACUCACAUGAAACAUUACAAAUAGAUUCGGUAGGAAUAUAUAUUUAUACAUCCAAAUGUAUAUAGUUGUAUAUUUGAAUAUGUAACGACACCAGCUGUUGAUACAUACAGCUCAUUUUAAAUUAUAAAGCCGUGUUAAUGUAUUCCUAAACAAUGCAUGGAGUUGACAUUUCUGAAUUGUUGCAUUAAUUAGUUUCACGAUGGAUUAUUCAGCAGAAAUCAUCAUUAUCACGUAUUAUCAAUCUUGCGAACCAGUUUUGAACAUAUACAGCAAAAUGCUAUUACUAUAAUUAAUAUAUUAAUGUCGGAGAAGUUUUUUUUUGCUCUCAAUCUGAUUAAGGGCUGUGUGCCACCAUCGCAGUUUAAUCACUGCUGAAACAUAUUUCAUUACUUUCAAUCACACACUCAUUACUAGUCCGUGACAUGCCUUGCUUUUGAAAGCGAUUGUGAGAUACCCUAUCUGUACCUUUUUUAUAUCGAGUUUACAUCUGACUGUUUGUAAACAUCUGUUUAAAUUACAUGCCUCUAAAAUGAGUUUCUGAUUUACAUAAACACAUGUAUCUUUUUUUAUUACUGAUCAUAUGUCUUCUUUAGUCAAAUGACAAACAGGUCAUUUAUAUUUUCUCCACGACACAUACCGAUAGUCAAUAAAUGAAUACAUUGAUAAAUGAAUUCAUAAUUGUUUCUCAUAUCCUCUUAAAUAAAUGGUACCUAGCAUUUAAAACAAUUCUGCGGAAAAUGUACAUGUGGUACAUUAACCUGCAGUUUCAAUUUUGAAAGGAGUGGCGUGCAUUUUUUUAGAGCUCCAGGUCAUGUACAACAUUGAAGGUUUGGACCCAUGAACAUUCAUCUCAAGUUGCUGAGCAGAGUGGUAAAGAGAUGUACUUUUAAUGGAGAACUGAGCAUAUGCUUGAACAGACAGUGAAUUGUCUUUUCACAUGUUUUCAUUUUUUACUUCCACUUUGCGUGUCAGUCGCUUUGGCUGUUGGCACACAAUGCCUUUUUUAUUUGCUUAAAAUGAAAAUAAAUCAAUCACUCUUUGAUGUGAACUACUUCUAUAUAUGAUCAAUUUGUCACAUUUCACAAUUUUCAAUGCAGAAGUUUGAUGGGAUAUCAUGCAAUUUGGCUCUAAUGGCUUGGGAUUGAGAUAAAGGAAUCGAGUUGUAUUCUUAGUUUCUUUGCACAUUGAGGUGAUGGCAUUGUUGAUAAGAUAACGCUCUUGAACUUUGUUUGUUCAAGUUGCCCAAAACUGCUGAUGACAAGUAUUGUGUUUGCUGCAAGAGCACGCACGCACAUUAUGUCUUACUUUAAAACGAAGAAGUUCGGAUUGUAAUUGUUAUAUGUUAUGGUUAUUUAAAUUGACAAUGUUGCCAUAAUAUAUUGCUAGUUCGCUGCGUACGCACCUGCGAUCUGGUUUUAACUCGGUUAUAUUAAGGUCACUGGCAAAAUCACAAAAACAAUACAAAUAGUUAGGUAUUAGCUAUAAUGGUGUGAAUUGCAUAUUUAAAAUGAAUUCGAAGUUUUACAUUUAUUAUUCGUUUUUUCAUUAAUUACCCCAUUUUACUGAGAAUAUGGCAGCUGUAACAAGUAUAUGCCAUUAAAUAAUCUACCUAAUAAAUGCCACGUGGUACGUUUGGGUGUUAAAUAACUUUUUAAAAAUCCACAUUUAUAUAUACAUGUAUAAAAAACAGAGCCUAUUGAAGAUUUUUUUUUACAUAAAAGCAGCAGAUAAGGUUUACGAACCAUGCCUUUUUU
This is a messenger RNA of Lethenteron reissneri (Far Eastern brook lamprey), 4284 nucleotides long. RefSeq names its product glycosyltransferase family 92 protein F13G3.3-like. The record is from RefSeq and is a predicted model, not a curated record. Gene Ontology annotation, cellular component: cytoplasm. Lineage: Eukaryota; Metazoa; Chordata; Hyperoartia; Petromyzontiformes; Petromyzontidae. Gene Ontology annotation, molecular function: glycosyltransferase activity.